Messenger RNA from Eruca vesicaria subsp. sativa (arugula), 1127 nucleotides. The record is from the annotation of a GenBank genome assembly. NCBI's taxonomy places the organism in Eukaryota, Viridiplantae, Streptophyta, Magnoliopsida, Brassicales, Brassicaceae.
UGGAAAUCUACUUCAUGCGCAAAGUGAGACUUUAACAUUUAAUAUUGCGCUUCAUUAACACAGCCUACAAUAAAGGCAAAUUAAACUCUCUCUCUCUCUCUCCUCUCUCUAAGCGUUAUUACAGAACAGAGAGAGAAGUAAAAGAGAAAACGAGUGGAAGACAUGUCGGACGACGAGAGAUGUGAAGAGUACCUCUUCAAGAUCGUCAUCAUCGGAGACUCCGCCGUCGGGAAAUCAAAUCUCCUAACCCGCUACGCUCGCAACGAGUUCAACCCCAACUCUAAAGCCACCAUCGGCGUCGAGUUCCAGACUCAGAGCAUGCUCAUCGACGGCAAGGAAGUCAAAGCUCAGAUUUGGGAUACCGCCGGCCAAGAACGCUUCCGCGCCGUCACUUCCGCCUAUUACCGCGGCGCCGUUGGAGCUCUCGUCGUUUAUGACAUCACUCGCACUUCGACGUUUGAAAAUGUCGGUCGCUGGCUCGAUGAGCUUAACACUCACUCUGAUACAACAGUAGCGAAGAUGCUGAUUGGGAACAAAUGUGAUCUCGAGAGCAUAAGAGCUGUGAGCAUUGAGGAAGGGAAGAGCCUUGCGGAGUCUCAAGGUUUGUUUUUCAUGGAGACAUCAGCUUUGGAUUCGACCAAUGUGAACACUGCUUUUGAGAUGGUUAUUCGAGACAUUUAUGGUAACAUCAGUCGGAAGCAGCUCAACUCUGAUUCUUACAAGGAGGAACUAACCGGGAACCGGGUUAGUUUGGUCAAGAACGAGAGUGAAGGGACAAAGACAUUUUCUUGCUGUUCGAGGUAAUAUCUCACUGUGAACGGUUUUCUCUUGUCCUGUUGGGGGCUUGGUGGUGUGUUCGUUGGGGUAUAACUUAUAGUAAAGACAGAGACAUUCUUUUUGGUUCUCAAUUGAAAGCUAAAGGUUAAGAGAGAAAGGUGUGUGUGUGUUUUGAGUUUCUUUGUUACAGAUACAGAAAAAAUGUAAGCAAAUUUGGACAAAGAAGUUUGAACAAUGUAUAAGUUUAUACUCUCCUUUGCACUUCCUGUUCUUUGUAAACUUUUUGAGUGUUAAAAAAACCAGUUUUGAUAUUUUUCAAUUGCUGUUUCUCUUUAUAAUCUAAGUUGUUU